AUGACUCACCUGCGGACCAGUAACCUUCGCUACCGUGCUGCUCUCAAGCCAGAGUUUCUGGCUAAGAAACCUCCCCCGAUGUACAAUGCACUCUACUUCCUUGUAUCCUAUCUCCCUGUCUCCCUUCACCCCAUCCAAGACCAUUUCCUUUCUCUCGACCCUAGCGAGCUCACCCUAGCCUCGUUUGAGUCACUGCUCUUGGAGGCUAAGACCAGUGCCUACGCUGUAGCUGCUUCCCGUGGUACUCCUCGCACCUCCUUCUUUGAGGGGUGUGCUCCUUCCCUACUUGCACCCUCUGUCGCCCCUGCUGCUACUGUUGACUUCCUCGGUGCUGAGGUAGCCGGUGCUGCGUCCGCUCUUAGCGGGAGGCGCAACAAGGGUGGGCGCCAGAAGGGCAAGGGUUGUGGGGGUGGCGGCGGGGAUGGCGGUGGCAGGGGCGGUGGUGGUGGCGGUAGUAAGGGCGGUGGAGGUGGUGGUGGCCGGGGUGGUGGGGGGGCGGGGGUGGGGGUGGGGGUGGCGGGGGCGGUGGCGGCACUUUGGGUGGCGGAGGCGGCUUGGGUAGCAGUCGUGGUGGAGCCAGCUGGGGUGGAGGUCAGGGAGUUGCGUCUGGAUACACGGCUAGUGGGGGCGGAGGUUUUGGGGGUGGACAGCAGCAGCAGUCGCGUCGGUAGGAGACCCUCUCGCCGCAGCAGCUACGUGAGUGGGUGGUCCAACGAGGUGGUCUCGGAAGAGGAGGCCGCUGUACCUACGCUUCUAGUCUCGUAUGAGUCUGCUAGCACAAGUGCUGCCGAGGCUUUGCUCAUCUUCACGCUAGACUCGAGCGUGUCUCGUUGCUUUUUCCGCGACUGCACCACAGUCACACCACUCACCACUCCUGUCCCUGACACUUUGGCCGGCACCUCCUCUGGCCCAGUCGUUGCACGAGGUACCAUUGCUCUCCCCUAUCCGGCAGUCCCCUCCGGUUCCCUCACAGGUUUCCACUUCCCCCCGUUCGCUACGAACUUGGUGACUCAAGCUGUCCUCCAGGAUCGGUUUGUCACUACAACCACUCCUGAGGGAGAGCUUGUGGCGAUCUUCUCCCAAUUCUCCGUCUGCACUCUGACUGUAGAGGGUGACCCUGCUGCUGAUGACACUACGGCCUUUCGCCGCUCCCCACGCUUGGAGACCCUUCCUGGAUUUCCGCCUCGGCCGUCUUCGCCGCCCCUGCUGCCUGUCGCCGUGGACUCCGGUGCUACUGGAGGUAGUGGCGCUGGAGGUGAGGGCUCUGAGGGUGCUGACGCUGGUGGUACUGAUUCUGGGGGUGCUGAACGUGGGGGUGCUGAGCCUGGGGGUGCCGAGCAUGGGGGUGCUGCACCUGGGGGCGCUGGAGGUACUAGAGCAGGAGGUGCUGAGGAUGCUGGUGCUAGAGGUACUGGAGCUGGAAGCACACGACCUGGAGAUACAGGAGCUGGAGGUGCUGGGGAUUCUGGUACUAGAGGUACUGGGGUUGGGACAGCUGGUGCUGGAGGUGCUGGAGGUGCUGGAGCUGCUGGAGGCACUGGAGCUGCUGGUGGUGCUGGAGGUACUGGAGCCGGGGCUAUUAGAGGUUCUACUGCUGGGAGUGCUACGCAGAUAUGCAGCGGCGACCGUUCUUCUGGCCUUACUCCUCCCCUACUCUGCCCUCCGCCUGACGAGUCACAGCCACUGUUACAGCCUGACUCAACACUGCCUGCUCCUUCUCCUUACACUGAGCUGACAGACUCUCUGACAGAGCGUCGUGUGCCUGCGUCACGUCCUGCCUCCCCUGUUCGCACUGUUCGUCGUGCUCGUCGUGUUCGUCCUCCGCCUGUUCCUGGCACACACACUAUGGUACUUCGUCCUUCCUCUGUUCCACAGCGUGUUGCCCAGCCAUCUUCCCCAGCGUCCUCACUUCCCGACGUUCCUGACCCUGAGUCGAACCUAGUUCGUGCUGCUAGUUCUAGUGUCACGCGUGUUCUAGCCACACUUGCCACUGACCCUGCUUUUGAGUCUGCUGCUGCGUCUGCCUUAGUCACUGAGCUCGUAAAUUUUGCUGCUUCGUGUCAUCUAGACUACGUCACUUGUCUUGUUACCGAGUCUGAGUCUGACUGUCCUCCGUCCGUCGGGGGUGAGUGUGCCCUUGGCACGGACGUCCUUGAGGACAAGCAGUGUGGGCUCGAGUAUCUUGCCGCUGCUGUAGCUCAUCUCGCUGCCAUGCUACUUGCCCCUGAGGGAGACCCGGAUGCACUAGACAUCCCGACCCCGCGCUCUUACGCAGAGGCAAUUACGGGUCCUUACUUCUCUCAGUGGCAGACAGCCAUGGACGCAGAGAUGGCAUCCUAG
Closterium sp. Yama58-4 is the source of this 2340-nucleotide messenger RNA. NCBI's taxonomy places the organism in Eukaryota, Viridiplantae, Streptophyta, Zygnematophyceae, Desmidiales, Closteriaceae. The record is from the annotation of a GenBank genome assembly.